This is a messenger RNA of Brachypodium distachyon (stiff brome), 1214 nucleotides long. RefSeq lists its product as uncharacterized. The record is from RefSeq and is a predicted model, not a curated record. The transcript is spliced from 2 exons. Lineage: Eukaryota; Viridiplantae; Streptophyta; Magnoliopsida; Poales; Poaceae. The coding region runs from base 703 to 1014 and encodes 103 amino acids.
CCUUAGGUGUCAAGCCUAGUUUUAAGCGUAACCAAACAUGCCGGGAUGCAAAUACGUGUGUGUUCUACUUGAAGCAAAAUUCCUUUUAAGCAAAACCAAUAGGCAAGCACAAUACAGUUCAUGAUGUUCAGUUAACCCAUUCUGCAGUUUAUUUGUUUACACCGGACGGCAAGAACUAAUCGUUUGUUGUUGUUUCAGCAAUAGUUUAACGGCUGUCGGUGAAGAGGAAUCAGGUUAACUGCAGCAGGGAGGGAGGUUGCAGAGACUGCUGCGCGAGCGUGGUCGCCAGGCUGGGAUCAACCGAGACGAACAUAGCUGAUAGCACACAGGCUUUGGCAUGCAACCGAGUUCAGAUUCUCCAUGUGCAUGCAUAUUUAUGCCGCACGCACACGAUUCAUGAAUCCAACAGCUGCAGGCUGCAGGAAUGCACGAGACAUGAGACGCUCGGACCAGGAUUAUAACAUGGAUCCAUCUUCCCAGGAGUUCGUUCGAUUUAACAGUGAAUCUGUUUUCUCGUCGGAACGGAAUUAGAAGCGGAUUCGAUUUGCGAUCGGCUGUUUGCACGUUAUUUGCGGGUCAUAUGUAUCUGACCGACCCGAGAUAUCCCCGACUCGAUCGCCCACGCAGAAAACUCAAGACAUAAGUCGCAGAGAUAUAUCAAUCGGACUGAGUCGAAACUCAAGGAGAAGGCCGAAGUCGCAGAUGGAGGACGCCAAGGUCUGCAAGAUGGAAGAAGGCCAGCAGCAACGAGAGGCGGCGAUCCAAGUCCCGCUCAUCAAAAGGCCUCGCCGGCAGCCCUCCUACCCUCCACGACGCAAGCUUACCCCCUUCACGAAAUAUUUCCUUAGGGGUUUCGGGGUCACUCUGGGGAUCAUACUGACGUUCGGGGUUAUCGUACUGAAGGGGCCUGACCCCUACCCCUGGAUCAAGAUAUUCGCUUGGCCUCUAACUAUGAUUGGGCCAGUCGGCUUCUUUGGGAUGACGUACGCUGAUUCUUCGGACGACGAGUCUUAAUUUACAUCUACAAUUAGGGUCAUUUGUUGGGAUACUUUUGAUCUCAGCCAUAUGAAAUCAUUAAUCCAGUUUCAUAUUUAUCCAUCCAACCGAUUCGGAUACUUCUGUAUUGAUUUUUUUUUAAUAAUACUCCCUUCUUUGGUUUUAAAAAAUGUCUAUAGCUGAAAUUCAGUCAGAUUUUCCGGCCAACUAGCAGCAGC